This is a messenger RNA of Daldinia caldariorum, 1938 nucleotides long. RefSeq lists its product as uncharacterized. Gene Ontology annotation, molecular function: zinc ion binding; nucleic acid binding. Gene Ontology annotation, biological process: mRNA splicing, via spliceosome. The transcript has 2 exons. Lineage: Eukaryota; Fungi; Ascomycota; Sordariomycetes; Xylariales; Hypoxylaceae. Gene Ontology annotation, cellular component: spliceosomal complex; U4/U6 x U5 tri-snRNP complex. The record is from RefSeq and is a predicted model, not a curated record. Bases 680 to 1567 code for a protein of 295 amino acids.
AAGGUCAGUAUGCGUAGUUGCGCUGGAUUUGAUGUAUUAGUCUAAUUUAUCCUCUUCCAUUCUAUCUAGUCUUCCGUACCCGAAAGGAUCGCCAACUACUAAAAAUGCGACGUCUUCUUUAUCCGCAUCGCGAAGGAUCUCUUCACUGUUUGAUUCGACCAUCUCACGGUCCGCAACUACAAUGGACCGGCCAUAGUAAUUCUCCUACAAGACAGACUGAUCUACUAGGAGGAUGCUAGUAUACGCCUCGAGGUAGACACGCGAUGCCUUUUUGACGACUUCGAGACCCUUGACUGUAAUGUCCGUCUCGUCGGAGAGACCUAGGCCUACGAGGUAGAGCAUUAUGGUGUCAGAUUGAGAUAGCUUUAGGUCUUUAUACGAAGUACCUAGGUAGUUUGUUCUUAGGAAGAAGACUUGAUACACAACAUCUCAUACUAAUAUGAAAUCUGCGAUCAAGUUAGUGGGGGAGGAAGUUUUACUUAAGAUGCUUACUGGCAUAAAUGGAGGGGUAAUCUUUUAAGCGUAUUUAUUCUCCAGGGGCCUCAUGGAAGUCCUUUGCACCUUCCAUGUGAAUGAGACACCAUGGGUGGAUACCCGGAUAGAUACCCACUAAUUUGAAAGCUCUACUUGCCUUAUCCCUGUCUUAUCGACUUAUCAACUAGGUUGUUCAACUAUUCAAAUGCUAGAUUACAUUAUCGCGUCAGUCCCAAUUUCAAGUCUUGCACCUACAACGUCAACUACACCAUUCAGCAUCCAAGCAUUGCCUUCUCGUCAAUAUUUAAACAUACUUAUUUCUUCACAUUACCCUCCCUUUAAAAACAAGCCAAACAAGCGCCUCCAAAGUACCGUUGAAAUGGCUGACAAGAAGGGCUCGGCGUACGGCACGCCGGCCGACGACACGUCGUUCCGGCGGAGCUACAACCUAGACGAGUACGCGCAGAAAGCGAAAGAGCGCGAGGCGACGGAGAGGGAGGAGGCGAAGGCACGGUACGAGGCGAAGCUGGCGGGGAAAAAAUACUACAAGCCCUUGACGGGCGACGAGACGCUGACGCGGGCGCGGCGCGACGUGAUCGACCUCGAGGCCAACGUGGGCAAGACGAUGCUGGUGCCGGCGGGCGCGGGCCAGGGGAAGAGGGGGCGCGGCGCCGGGUUCUACUGCAGCGCGUGCGACCUCACGUUCAAGGACAACAUGCAGUGGGUCGAGCACGUCAACAGCAUGCAGCACCUGCGGAACAUCGGGGAGACGGGCGAGGUGAAGAAGGCGAGCGCGGCGGAGGUGCACCAGCGGAUCACGGAGGUGUGGGAGCGGCUGCAGGAGCAGAAGAAGGCCAGCACAACGACGCUGAAGGAGCGGCUGCAACUGCGCGAGGAAGAAGAGGCUAAGGAGAGGGAGGCGAGAAGGGCGAAGAGGCAGGAGGAGCUGGCGAAGAAGAAGGCGGAGAAGGAGACGCAGGAGAAGAUCAAGACUGAGUACGGCGACGACGUGCGGGUCGAAGGAGAGCACGACGAAGACGAUAUGAUGGCCGCGAUGGGGAUUACUGGGUUUGGGACGUCGAAAAAGAAGUAGUUCGAGGGCUAAUAUUAACUAGGGGUAUUUUAUGGGAUGAUACCUUGGGUAUUCAUAUGAAAAUAUAAGCGGACAAGGGGGCGUCAAGGAUGCAUUGGAUUCGGCGUUUGGUUUGACUUACAGUAUGAUGAGUAUCAUGGUUUGGUUGGUACGAUCAUAUGAGGUAGAGGUUAAGUUUGGAAUACCCUAUUUAUGCUGGAAAAUAAAAACAUUAUUUAUAAGGUGGUUUUGAAGCUCUUACUACGUAAUCCAAUUUUUUUUUAUUUUUCUUUUCUCUCUUUCUUUUAAAGUGAUGGUAGAACUGUCGACUUAUAUUGCUACCUCUAGGUACCUAUGUAGAUACAUAGAAAUGGGUAGGGAGUUGCCUAUCA